Messenger RNA from Patella vulgata (common limpet), 2184 nucleotides. Its product is annotated as 2-hydroxyacyl-CoA lyase 1. Gene Ontology annotation, biological process: fatty acid alpha-oxidation. The transcript has 18 exons. Gene Ontology annotation, molecular function: magnesium ion binding; catalytic activity; thiamine pyrophosphate binding. The record is from RefSeq and is a predicted model, not a curated record. Bases 10 to 1737 code for a protein of 575 amino acids. Gene Ontology annotation, cellular component: peroxisome. NCBI's taxonomy places the organism in Eukaryota, Metazoa, Mollusca, Gastropoda, Patellidae.
UCAUUCAAAAUGGCGAACUCAGAAGAAGCUGAACUCGAUGGUGCAACUGUCUUAGCUAAAUCCCUUAAAUCUCAGGGAGUAGAGUAUAUGUUUGGUAUAGUUGGUGUACCAGUAAUUGAGGUAGCUAUGGCUGCUCAAGCUGAAGGUAUUAAAUAUAUUGGUAUGCGGAAUGAACAAGCCGCAUCAUAUGCAGCAUCAGCCAUUGGUUAUAUGACUGGCAGGCCCGCUGUUUGUCUAGUUGUAUCAGGACCUGGUUUAGUUCAUGCAUUUGCAGGAAUGUCUAAUGCCAUGGAGAAUUGUUGGCCUCUUAUUGUUGUUGGUGGAUCAUGUGAUGCCAAUCAAGAAGGUAUGGGAGGUUUUCAAGAAUAUCCACAGGUUUCUUCUGCUAAAUCAUUUUGUAAAUAUUCAGCAAGACCAAGCAGUAUUGAUAGAAUUCCAUUUUUUGUUGAAAAAGCUGUAAGACAGAGUAUAUAUGGUAGACCUGGUUGUUCUUAUAUAGAUUUACCAGGAGAUAUGAUCACCCAGAAAAUACCAGAGUCACAUAUCAGAAUGUUAAAGAAAUGUCAACCAGCACCAGUGAUAUUAGCAGAUCCAGUCUGUGUUAAGCAAGCUGUUGAUGUUUUAUCUGCUGCUAAAAAACCUUUAGUUGUUGUGGGUAAAGGUGCAGCAUAUUCCCAGUCAGAAAACAGUAUUAAAGAGUUCAUCACAUUAUGGAAUUUACCGUUUCUACCAACACCUAUGGGUAAAGGAGUGCUUCCAGAUAAUCAUCCACAAUGUGUGUCGUCUGCUAGAUCAAAAGCUCUUCAAGAAGCUGAUGUGAUACUAUUAUUAGGUGCUAGAUUAAACUGGAUUCUUCAUUUUGGUCUUCCACCUCGUUUUCAUAAAGAUGUUCAAAUUAUUCAGGUUGAUAUUUGUCCAGAAGAAUUGGGAAAUAAUGUUGGUAAAUGGUUAGGUCUUGUUGGUAAUAUUAACAGCGUUGUCCAACAGCUUGUAGAUGAAACAAACAGACAAACCCAUAAACCUACAAUUAAUGCAUCAGAUCCAUGGUGGAAACUUUUACAACAGAAAAUGGCUACGAAUCAAACUACUUUUGAGGAAAUGGUAUCAGAUACAAGCAGUCCCUUAAAUUACUAUGCAGCGUUAUCAGAGAUACAGAAGGCCAUUCCUAAAGAUAGUAUAAUAGUAAAUGAAGGAGCUAAUACAAUGGAUAUUGGAAGAGUUAUGUUACUUAAUAAUUUGCCAAGACACAGAUUAGAUGCUGGCACAUUUGGUACCAUGGGUGUUGGUCUCGGUUUUGCUGUAGCUGCUGCCAUCUGGUGUAGAGAUCAUGCACCAGGUAAAAGAGUUGUCUGUGUCCAGGGAGACAGUGCUUUUGGAUUUUCAGGAAUGGAGAUCGAAACACUGCAAAGAUAUAAUCUACCUAUUGUACUGAUUAUAUUAAAUAAUAGUGGAAUAUCAUUUGGUAUUGAUCAGGAUACAUGGACAUCUAUGGAAUCUGCUGGAGAUAUGACAUUAUUAUCCCCACCUACAUCACUGAAACCUAACACUCAUUAUGAAAAAGUAAUGGAGGCUUUUGGUGGUCGUGGAUAUUGUGUAAAUAAUAUUGAAGAAUUGAGAAGAAGUCUGACAGAAGCUGUACAGAUCAAAGAUCAGUCAUCUUUAAUUAAUGUUUCUAUCAACCCAAUGGCUCAACGUAAACCACAGGAUUUCUUCUGGUUAACAAAGUCCAAGAUGUAAUCAAGAAUCAAGAUUAUUUUAAUUAUACAUAUUUGUAGGCUAAACAAGAAGAGAAUUAGAAUGAAAUUGUCUACAAUUCUGUAAAUUGUUAAAGUUUUGUUACUGAUUUUGAAAUUUUUAUAUUUUUAUGGACAGUCUAGGAUAAGAUAAUAUCUAAUUACCUCCCUCUAAUGCUUUACAUUAGCUCUCCAACUUUUGCAGUUAAUACAUUCACAAUUGGGUGGACAGUUUUCGUUUCAGUAAACAAUUGAAUGCAUAUGGCGAUUUUCAGUCAGCAAUAAACUACACUGUUCAGACUUGUAAUGUAUGCAUCCUAUGCAGCCCAAUGCUGGCUAGAUCCAAUACCUGUAGAAAUUUAACGAAACUUGGCAAACCUUUCAAAUUAUAGACCGGGAGCCCAGCAGGUUAGCCUAGCUGAAAAGUGAACCAAUUUUCACAUAUAUGGUA